Messenger RNA from Populus nigra (black poplar), 1152 nucleotides. RefSeq names its product urease accessory protein D. The record is from RefSeq and is a predicted model, not a curated record. Lineage: Eukaryota; Viridiplantae; Streptophyta; Magnoliopsida; Malpighiales; Salicaceae. The transcript is spliced from 8 exons. The coding region runs from base 29 to 913 and encodes 294 amino acids. Gene Ontology annotation, molecular function: nickel cation binding.
AGCGCUGACUUCAUUCAGAGAGAGAGAGAUGGAAAGAACAGGGAAGGUAGUAGUGGAAAAGGUGGGAGGGAAAUCAACAGUGACAAGAUGCUUCUCUAAGUAUCCUCUCAAAUUCAUCGUUCCCUGUAAGGCGGGUCCUUGUAAAACUGAUUCCGUUUGGAUUUACUCCCUCACUUAUGGCGGUGGCAUCGUCUCUGGGGACUCUAUAUCAUGUGAAUUUGAAAUUGGAGAUGGAUGCACCACUGUUUUCACAACUCAAGCUUCCACUAAGGUCUACAAGUCUGUGGGAUCCAAAUGUUCUGCACAAUUCCUGGAGGUAACAGUUGGCAGCGAUGCUCUUUUGGCUAUCCUUCCAGAUCCAGUGACCUGUUUUUCAACUGCAAGAUACUCUCAAAAACAAGUAUUCAGAGUGCUUCUGGACUCCAAUUUGGUAAUUGUUGAUUGGUUUACCAGUGGGCGUCAUGAAAGCGGAGAGAAAUGGGAUUUUGAUCUCUAUAAGAGCACCAACAACAUAUUCUUGGAUGAUAAUCAGCCCUUAUUUCUAGAUACUGUAUUAUUGGAGCAACAAAGCAUUUCUCCUAUCACUGAACGCAUGAGGGGCUACCAAGUUAUUGCAAUGAUCAUACUCUUGGGGCCAAAGCUGAAGCAUAUUCAAAGUGAAGCUCAAGAAAAUGUGAAAAAGAUGAUGUCUGAGCAAUUGCACAUUCCUUUCACUGGCUUAAGUGGCUGCGCACAAUCAAAUUCUAGGCAUUUCACCAAACCAUCAUUUAUUGCAUCUUGCAGUGUCUUUGGUCCAAAGGGAAUAGGUGUUAUUGUCAGAGUAGCUGCCAUGACAACUGAAUCUGUAUACAAAUUCUUACAGCAUCAAUUGGUUGGCAUGGAGCCUCUGAUUGGGGUGUUGCCCUAUCAUUGAAAUGCUUGGCAAUCCUUUUCUCCGUGCAAAUUGUUAUUGCAGCUUCGUUACUGAUGCAUGGAACCAUUUCUUUCAGCCAUGAUGCUAUCUGUAGCUUCCUUCAAAGCAAUAAUUCGCAGAUUCCUUCAAGCAUAGCCUUUUCUAGGACAUGUUUCCUCAGAUAAGAAGUGUUUACCAUGUAACAUGUCAGAUGACUUGACUUGUGUUAAUAAAUGUUAGAGGCAAUUUUCUUCCUGAUC